Messenger RNA from Vidua chalybeata, 1764 nucleotides. RefSeq names its product olfactory receptor 6M1-like. The record is from RefSeq and is a predicted model, not a curated record. Gene Ontology annotation, cellular component: membrane. Gene Ontology annotation, molecular function: G protein-coupled receptor activity; olfactory receptor activity. The transcript has a single exon. Bases 663 to 1664 code for a protein of 333 amino acids. Gene Ontology annotation, biological process: G protein-coupled receptor signaling pathway. NCBI's taxonomy places the organism in Eukaryota, Metazoa, Chordata, Aves, Passeriformes, Viduidae.
GGCACUUUUCCCUUGCUCUGCACAGGUUCAUUUUGGUGCAGACAGGGGACAGCUGAGAUUGUGACACUCUGUGUGGAUCCAUAAUAAAUUCCAGUCCUCAUUUAGAGUACUAAAAAUCCAAGUUCUACUUGGUCCCUAUUCUGCCCUCCCCAUUCCUUUCCUGAAGAGACAGAGAGGAAAAAGCUGUGGAAGAAAGCAGAGGGUUACAAAAGAGAUACUUGGGAUUGCUUCUUUUGGAAGCAACAGUUCCUCAGGGACUCCUGGUCCAAAUGCAAGUACUGAAAAGUAGAAACAAGGAAGUUCAACACACAGAUUUGGUGUAAUUUCAGCGUUUAGUGUUUGUGCUGUAGAUGAGAGGUGUUUGGCACAUGGGUGUGACAGAUGUUUGCAGUAGGUCUGAGUGAGCUGGGAAUUUCCCAGGAAUGGGGGGAAAUAGCCAAUAGCUCCUUAGAAUCCUCUGUUCUGGUGAAAGAAUUCUUUGGGAGUGUUUGGAAAAGGUAGAAAGAACACAAUAAAAUCUCUGAGGUCUCUACCUGAAAUGGGAAAGAGAACAAUCAGGGUGUGAGAAUUGUUUGAAGCACAAUCUCUGUGCUCUAUAGCAAGAGUGCAGGAAAAGAAAACAGCAGAGAAGGAAGGAUAGAAAUGUUUGUCCAGACUGUGAAAUGAUCCCACUUGGUUUUGCCAUGUUCCUGUCUCAGCAGGAUGAGCUGGAAUUCAGCAUGGGACCAGAAAAUGAAACAGCAGUUACUGAGUUCAUCCUAGAGGGUUUCCCAGAGCUUGAUCCGAGACUGCAGCUAUUUUUCUCUUGGGUCCUUCUGCUCAUGUACCUGACAACAGUGAUGGGGAAUGCAACCAUCAUUUUCCUCGUGUGUGUGGAUCACCAGCUGCAAAGCCCCAUGUACUUUUUCAUCAGCAACCUGGCCUUCCUAGAGAUCUGCUUUACAUCCUCCACAAGCAUCAAAUUGUUUGUCAUGCUGAGCUCUGGUCAGAACACUCUCUCACGAAGCAGCUGCUGUGCCCAAAACUAUUUCUAUUUUGCCCUGGGCUGCACAGAGUUCAUCCUGCUCGUUGUCAUGUCCUUUGAGCGCUAUGUUGCCACCUGCCAACCUUUGCUCCAUGCUGCCAUCAUGAAGCCUCAGCUCUGUGUCCACCUGGUUGUUGCUGCUUGGCUCCUCGGCUUUGCCCUGCUGAGCUACCGGCUGUUCUUCCUCUCGGAGCUGUCUUUCUGUGGCUUCAAGAUCCCCCAUUUCCUUUGUGACAACUCCCCCUUGUUCAGACUGUCUUGUUCUGACACCAGCCUGCUUUGGAAAAUAGACUCUGUCUUCUUAGCGUGUGUCGUGCUGGGUUCCUUAUGUUUGACUCUGGCACUUUACACCUGCAUCCUUUUCUGUGUUCUGCAUCUUCCAGCAGCCUCUGGGAGGAAGAAAGCUUUGACUACGUGUUCUUCCCAUCUCAUCACCUUGUCCAUUGCCUAUGGGAGCUGCAUUGCUCUCUACACGUGUCCUGCAGAAGAUGUUUCCUUGAGGACCAACAGAAUUGUAGCUCUGCUCAACACAGUCCUGUACCCAUUCUUAAAUCCAUUCAUCUACAGCCUUCGGAACAAAUCUGUGAUCUUGGCCCUGAACAAAUCCAAUGCCAGGGCAAGAACAAAGCUUUUCCCCUAACCAUGGUGCAUUUCUGGAAAGCCAUCCCAAGAAUCUGAUGUCAUCUGUUGCACACUACCAGUGCCUGUGAGUGCAGCCUCCAAACAGGGCUGCCUCAGGA